CCAGGCCGGGCGGGGCCGCCCCCCCCCCUCCGCACAGCGGCCGCGCCGUCGGCGGCGCUGGGCUUCCCCGCGGCCGGCGGGAGGAGCCGCCGCUUCCGCUGGGUGUCACUCUGGGGUGGGAAAGGCGCGUUCAAAAGCCGAGGGGAGGGAAAAGCCGCCGCCACAGCCGCCCGCACCGGCAGCGCGCCCGCCGCCGCCCGCCACGCCGCGGCACGGGUGGCAGCCGCUCCGCUUGCUGCGGGCCGGGGCGCUGCCGACCCUCCGCCUGGGCGCCGGCGCGGGGCGGCGCGUCUUCGGCUGGUGCCGGCUGCCCCCCGAGCCCAGCCCCCGCGGGCGGCGGCCGCCGGCCCCUGCCAGAAGGAUGCUGGAGAGCGGCUGCAAGGCGGUGAAGGAGGGCGUGCUGGAGAAGCGGAGCGACGGGCUGCUGCAGCUCUGGAAGAAGAAGCGCUGCAUCCUCACCGAGGAGGGGCUGCUGCUCAUCCCCCCCAAGCAGCAGCAGCCGCCGCCGCAGCAGCAGCCGCUGCCGGCCGAGCCGGCGGCCAAGAUCAAGGAGCUUCACUUCUCCAACAUGAAGACGGUGGACUGCGUGGAGCGGAAGGGCAAGUACGUGUACUUCACGGUGGUGAUGGCCGAGGGGAAGGAGAUCGACUUUCGGUGCGCGCAGGAGCAGGGCUGGAACGCGGCGAUCACGCUGCAGAUGGUGCAGUACAAGAACCGCCAGGCCAUCCUGGCCGUGCGCUCCACCCGCCAGAAGCAGCAGCACCUGGCGCAGCCCCACGGCCCGCGCCUCCGCAGCGCCUCCAACUCCGCCUAGCGCAGGUGAAGCCCACGCCGCGCUGCGGGGAAGCGGGACUGAGCGCGCCCGUCGCGGACGGACUUCGGCUGGGCGAAAGCCGGGCAAACGCCAGAGCUGCGGGGAGCAGCGGCCCGGCCACCGGCACCCCGGCCACCGGCACCCCCCGCCAGCCGCCGCCGCUGCUGCUUUGCCACCCUCGGUGCCGAGAAGCAUUUCAAAUCUAUUAUUUAUGAACCUUGGAAAGGAUCCUUUGGUGUGAUGGGACAUCUAGGACACAUGAUGUACUGUAACUUUAUUUUAAUGUAUUUUAUUUUAUUUAUUAGGAUUGUUUGGUUUUGUUUUUCUUUUGUUGUUUUGUUGGUGGGUUUUUUUAAGGCUUAUUUGCAAGAUGUUUCUGAAUGUGGGCCGUAUCAAAAAUGCAAAGGGAAAAAAAUUAGUAUGUACAUUAGCUCCCUAAAAGAACUAAAAAGUUCUGGGUAGUUCGGCCACGCGUGAUUUGACAAGAGGUUUGUUCAGUUUUUUUCUUCAAUUUCACCCAAAAUAUGCUGCAUUACGCUAACAUGGAAAAUGUGAUGUGAAGUUUGGAUUUUGGCUGAAACCCGUCCCACAUACAAAAACUAUUUUCUCUAACGAGAAUAACAACUAUAGUCUGGGUUUUAAAUAAUUUUUCUUUUAAAGCAUUAUGCAUGGUGGAAGAUGAUAAAACUUAUUCACACUUGGUUAUUCCAAAAAAUAACGUUGGUUGUCACUCUGAGUUUAAAACCAGUCUGCCUAAUGUGCAAGCAGAGGGGAACCCGACCAACAACUUCUGCGGUAACGGGAACCGCAGCUGGAUCCCCAGUGCUGGAUCCCAGUGCCCGGUUUGGUGUUCUUGCGCUGAGGCUGGAGGGCCAGAGCGCAGAGGCAUUCCUGAACGUUUCGUUGUGUCCAAGUUCAGGGUGCUCUCUACACCGUCGGUUUGUAAGCGAUCUGGGCUCUCCACCUGCGUUGAAUUUUGAUGGCGGUUUUUAAAUGUCAUGCAUUAAAGUAGCCCCUAGUUUAAAAAUCCAUUUUAUGUAUGUCUUAGUGUGCAAAUGGCUUAUUUUGGUCACAGUUUUCAUAAGCUGAAAGUUGCUCUCUAGCUGAGAUAAACUAGAUUAAUUUUGGUGUUUAGCACUGUCAGAUGUUGAGAGAGGCAUGCGAUCUCGCCUCUUAAAAAUGUUGACGAAGCCAUGGAGUUGGAAAACAAAGGGCUAAUUGCACAGCUGGUGUGUCUUCCUCUGCCUCUUAAAAGUCGGUGGGAGUUUGGCUGGCGAUGCUGGCGAGAGCGGGCUGGAGCUGUUCGCCCGGUGCAGAGGCGCCGGGCGCAGGCUGCGUGCUGUCUAGGACGGGGCCCUUCAGGCGAGGGGUGGUUUCGUGUGUGUCGCUACAGCCCGGAUCUCUGGUGUCAAUUAAGCGGCAAGGUCGUAAGCAGGACAGAGCGAUGUGGCCCAGUAUCGCUGGUUGAAGGUAAAAAGCUGCAGCCGUGGAGCUAUUUAUUUUAACUCAGGUGGUGAGGAAAACUGCUUUUGGCCCGUUUACGAGUUACACGAAUGUAAACAAAAUCAAAGCCACACAUGCAGGACUUUUCUGUUUGUGUGGCUGAGGUGUAGCUUGACUGUAAAAGUCCCCCGUUCAUGGUUCAAGUUGUUUCUGUAAGUGUUUAAAGCAAAAGACUGAAGUGACGCCCAGGGGAAGAUCUCGGAAUUGGCUAUGGCACAUGAUGGUCCCUUCCUCUGCACCCUGAGCUUAAGCUCCAUCCCAUAAGGAACAAGUCAAGGUCUCUUUUAGCCCUCCGCUUUUGUUCUUUGCCCCCAGGUGUCAGGGUCACGUACCUAGACAUGCAAAACACAUCGUGGUGCAGAAUUGAAUGGUGGUCCUCCGUGGUUACUCCCGAGUGCUUCUUUCCGAUCUGGCUCUUGACAAGGUUGCAUGACAGGCUUGGGGUGGUAGAUUACAGCUGUCCUAAUGACGUUACUACUUUGAGAUUAAUUGAAAUCAAAGGUGCCCUGCGUCUUCUAGGAUUAGAUCACUGUCUUGGCAGUCGUAAUUGCCAAUUUCCACAUCUCCGUACGUCUGCCAUUAUCAUUCUGCUAAUGCUUGGAUGUUAGAGCUGCAAGGGGAUUCUCUAAUGAGCUAGUCAAAGACUCACAAAAUAGACUGUAAUUUGUAAUUUGGCUCCUCUCUUUAGAGUUAUUAAUUACAGUUUACUGAGUAACUAAUCCACCUUUUCAGAUACACAGACGUAUCACUGACAUCUCACCUACUAAAAUAUGUUUUAGCCUACUGAUGGAUAAAUAUAAUUGAUGAACAUUAAUUCCUGUGUCAUCAGAGACACAUGUAUUUCUGUAUGAGAGGCAGAGGUUCCUGUCCUCAGUGGAAUCAAGCCCCUGAAUGCCACAAAAGUCUAUGGAUCUAGUCUAAAGCUGAAAUGUUACUGCUCUUCUGGAAGUAUUUGUACUUUGAAAAUGAAAGAUGACAAUUUUAGUGAUAUAACUGGCAUUAAGGUUUGAGAAAACAGCUUUCACUUCAAAUUUGCCAUUCUGUCAGCAGUUCAAGGUCAAUGUCCCACUCUCACCUUGUGUUUCUUGUUUUAAGGUGGUCUGAAGGAUGCUCUCAAAACCAUUUGGACUGAUAUAGUUCACCAACCAACUUUUGCCAGUUGCCAUUGCCUGCUGUGUUAUCUUUUUAAAAAUGUUGGUGUCAGCCAAACUCUUAGCAUGAGUGGUGGUCACCUGACAAAAUCCACCUUGAGCUGUUCCUGUGCCUGCAGCCCGAGUUGAUGUGAUGGGUGCAAGGAUCAAACCUCCCCCUUGUGCCUCCCAACUGUGUCCUGGAAGCUGAAUGGGAACAAAUUGGCUGUGGUCCCCCCGGGGACAUUCGGACUGUGUGGCUCAUGCCAUGUCACUAUAAAUAAGGCUAAAUUGUCUGACGUGGACAAUCUGACAGCUUUCUCACGCUCUGAAUUCCACAGUUUGUUUUUGGUUUGGGUUUUUUUUGUAUGGAUUUUUGUUUGUGUUUUUGGUUUUUUUUUCUUUUUCUUUUUGUCUUGACUGAUAGUAAUUUUAGACCAAGACAUUGUUAUAAGUAUUAUAAAUGACGUAGUUCUGGAGCUUUUUUGGUUUGCCCCUCUACUACUGCAUAGUCUUUAUUAGAGCUACUUGGUUAAAUACUCUCUGCACUGCCUUGUAAGCAAUGGCUAUGAAAGUAUGUCCAGCAGAUUGUGCUCCGUCUUACUGGAGCUUUGCAAGCAAAGAAAUCGGGUUGUCCUUCCCCUUACCAAAGAAAAAAAAAAAAAAAAAAAGCCAACAGCAUGUGGCUGAAGUAAAAUCAUUAAAUCAUCAGAGAGCAAACAAAAAUGCUGGUAAAACACACAGAGGCAAAUGCUUGGUAUAGGUAGCAAAAGCGUGGACAGUCAGUUCAUAAAGAGGUCAAAAUUACAUGUCUUAAGUAAAAAGAAAAAAAGUGAUUAAGGGGCAGAUUCAGCAAGAAAAUCCAAGCUGUGGUGACCAAGAAAAUUUAGAAAUUGGGGGAAAAGGAAGAUCAAGGGGAUGUUGCAUCAGUGAUAUCCUGAAGUAAUUCCUUUUCUUUUAAGGUUCAUGAUAUGCAAAUGCCAGCUUCUGAUAGCUGCAGUGAUGUACCAAAUGUUUUCUAGCAUAUCCUAAUGUGAGCAGAAAUAUCAGUGUCGUCAAAAAAAAUGGUGUGUAAAUAUGACUCAUAAAUGAUUUCUGAGAGAUGUGAUUUAUUUUUCAUAUUUUUCAAGAUGCAUUCCAUUUCAAAUAAAGAGGUAUCUAUUGAAAGAGCUCUUGAUAUGUUGGAGGCAUGGUUGUUGGGUGGGCUGUCUGUUAUGAUUAAAGCCUGAUCUGA
Molecule: messenger RNA, 4681 nt
Organism: Falco peregrinus (peregrine falcon)
Lineage: Eukaryota; Metazoa; Chordata; Aves; Falconiformes; Falconidae
Gene: PHLDA1
Product: pleckstrin homology like domain family A member 1
Exons: 2
Coding region: 362-814 (150 amino acids)
Biological process (GO): positive regulation of apoptotic process
Cellular component (GO): nucleus
Molecular function (GO): phosphatidylinositol phosphate binding
Source: RefSeq, a predicted model, not a curated record